GCACAUGCCAUGUUAUCAACACUACUGUAUCCACAGACAAAAAUGGCUGAAAAGGUAGAACAAAAUCCCCGAACCCCAAGGAUCAAGUGCAAGGGUCAAAACCUAACCAUACCAGAAUUUAGCAUAGAGGAUUUCAAGAAGCAUUCUCAUAUGCUUGCUUCCCCAACAUCACAAGAUGCUUCAAAAUCAAGGUGGAAGAAUUGCCUCUGCUCCCCAACCACUCAUGCUGGUUCCUUCCGCUGCAGGCACCACAGAACUUCGAGCUUCGGCUCCGGCCUCAAUCGGGGAGCCUCCGUUGGCUCGAACCUCUCGGAGCUGGGGGCUCGCAAGUCUAGCCCCCUUAGUGAUUCAGUCCCUGCCCAAUAACUUGUUCAUACAAAAAUAUUGAGUGAAAUAGUUGGCAUGCAUGCAUGUUGCUUCAGCAUAAGAAUAAUACUAUCAACAUAUCAUCAGAAAACAAAACAAAAAAA
Messenger RNA from Prunus persica (peach), 470 nucleotides. RefSeq lists its product as uncharacterized. The coding region runs from base 10 to 366 and encodes 118 amino acids. The record is from RefSeq and is a predicted model, not a curated record. NCBI's taxonomy places the organism in Eukaryota, Viridiplantae, Streptophyta, Magnoliopsida, Rosales, Rosaceae. The transcript has 2 exons.